Daphnia carinata is the source of this 1903-nucleotide messenger RNA. RefSeq names its product polyglutamylase complex subunit TTLL1-like (gene TTLL1B). The record is from RefSeq and is a predicted model, not a curated record. The transcript is spliced from 10 exons. Gene Ontology annotation, cellular component: cilium. Bases 525 to 1796 code for a protein of 423 amino acids. NCBI's taxonomy places the organism in Eukaryota, Metazoa, Arthropoda, Branchiopoda, Diplostraca, Daphniidae. Gene Ontology annotation, molecular function: metal ion binding; tubulin-glutamic acid ligase activity; tubulin binding. Gene Ontology annotation, biological process: microtubule cytoskeleton organization; protein polyglutamylation.
CCAUCUUGACUGGCAUUAUUUCUUAGGAAAAAAAAAGUAUUAGCACAAACUAUGUAAUGGAAAAAUGAACGAGCUUACGAAAAGAAAAACGAACGGUUAUCGUUCGGCAACGAUACCCAGUAGAAAAAUGUGCUUACAUUUUCCCGUAAGUAUUGACCGGAUGGUUACAAAGAAAAGAAACUUCAAUGCUGAAUUAGAAAAUAUUAAAAAUCUCUUCCAGAUAAUUCACUGACAUUUACAGUUCGAAGAUGAGACAUUUUUCGAGGACUAAAACAAAACAGGUCCCAACGAGACUCGAACUCGUGAUCUCCUGCUUACUAGGCAGGCGCUUUGCCAUCUAAGCCAUGAGACCUUGUCAAAAUGCUCUUCUAAUCUUGUAAAUGUCGGUUUAAAUUGCGAUGUUGUUUAAUCAAUAACAGAGGCGACGAACAUCACAUAUCGCUUACCGUGGCUUGACGAACUGUGCGGUAGUUUAGAUUACCACAGUUAUAAUCUUUUCUGUUUUAAGUCUACUACUUAAUAUCAUGUCGAGAAUUACUUAUUUCACGGACAUGGAAAAGUCUGUGGUGACUGCUAAUUUUGUGAAACGCGGUUGGACCUCUGCCACUUCCGAUGAAGACUGGAAUUUCUACUGGGCCAACACCCAGACCUGUCGCAGUUUGUUCUCGGCCGAAAGUUCAUACCGUCUUGGUGACUACCAGCUGAUCAAUCAUUUUCCGAAUCAUUACGAGCUUACCAGAAAAGAUUUGAUGGUUAAAAACAUCAAACGCUAUAGACGUGAACAGGACAAAGAACGAGAAAUUCGGGAGCGGUCGCAAUUCAACCUUGAAUUUGUGCCCGUCACGUUUGUUUUACCAGCAGAUUAUAAUCUCUUUGCCGAAGAAUAUCGACGGUGUCCAACAUGUACAUGGAUCAUGAAGCCCUGUGGCCGUUCCCAAGGAUCAGGAAUCUUUCUCGUCACUAAGCUUUCGAGGAUCAAAAAGUGGUCCAAUGAAGGAAAUUCGGCAUCGGCUUACGGCCGUCAUGCUGCACAAACUCCAUCAGUGGCCAGUGGUAAUCCGCAGCAGCCAGCGCCACCGAGGGAAUCUUAUGUCAUUUCAAAAUAUAUUGAAUCACCCCUUUUGAUUGGUGGCAAGAAAUUUGAUCUCCGACUAUACGUUUUGGUGACAUCUUUUCGUCCUAUUCGAGCCUAUUUGUUUCGCCGGGGAUUCUGUCGCUUCUGUAGCGCCAAAUACGAUCGCAGCACUCAUCAGAUGGAUAAUAUGCUCGUCCAUUUAACCAACGUUGCUAUUCAAAAACAAGGGGAUGAUUACAAUCCACAUCAUGGAGGAAAGUGGAGUGUGGAAGAUUUACUUUUUUACGUCGCAAGUCUCCGUGGCAGUGAUGCAGCUGAAUUACUGUGGCAAGAAAUCUGUUGGGUUAUUGGGCAUUCGCUAAAAGCUGUGGCACCGAUGAUGUUAAGCGAUCCACACUGUUUCGAGUGCUAUGGGUACGACAUUAUCAUCGAUGCUAACCUGAAACCGUGGCUGAUUGAGGUGAAUGCAUCCCCCUCGCUGUCUACAACAACUAAUACGGAUCACUUCCUCAAACUAAGCUUAAUUGACGCAAUUCUUAACGUUGUAUUACCACCAGAUGGAGUACCAAACGCCAAAUGGAACAAACGUCCGUCUGCUGAUGCCUUGCGAGGAUGGAUCGUCUUAAUUGAUGAGGAAGCUAAAGUCGGGUCUGCUUAUGCUCGCCAGAAUAAAGGUAACAAAGCCAAGUCAUCGCGAUCUGACAAUGGUAGGAACAAAUAAGAUACCGUACCAUUUUCACCUCUCGUUGUAAAGUAGAACGGCAGCUAUUGUAAUUGAUCACAAAACGAAUAGAGAUUAUUUGCACUGCAUUGUAUUUGGAUUUUUUA